AAAUUGUCAAGGUUGAGAAACACUGGCCUAAAGCUAAGUCUCCGGCCCUUCUCUUCUCGUGGUUGCGGAGGAGGAGACUUUGCACGUCUCUUUUCGCGAGAAGGCGAAUCGGCUGCAUAAGAUGGCAGCGUGGAGGUGUUAUGUAUCCGCUUGGCAGAAUCUGACAAAAAGCGAACCAAUCCCUUGGAGAAUAUGGAUUAGGCAGAAAUUUACAAGGUCUCGAAUUCCAGAAUCAGUAUUUCAACCACGACCUGGUGAUCAUGAAAAAUAUGGUGGUAAUCCAGAAGAGCCUCAUAAACUACACUUUAUCACCAGGAUCAGAAGUGGAAGAAGGCGUCCUUAUUGGGAGAAAGAAUUGCUUGAAGAGCUUGGAUUAACAAAAAGAUUUGAUCCAGUGGUGCUUAAAAACAUCCCUUCUGUGAAUGCAAAACUGAAAGUCAUUAAACACCUAAUAAGAAUAAAACCAUUAAAACUGCCUUAUGGAAUUCCAACUGAAGAUGAAAUACCUGAUACCUAUCUUAACAAGGUCACAGGUGAACUGAUAGUUUGUCGCCACCUAAAAGAAGUGGAAAAGAACACAUCUGAUUCUUCAUAAUAAUGUAUUAAUACUUUCUAUAAUAAAUGUUAUAUUAAGUUGGGAAUUGCAUUACUGUAAUUGACAUUUGGGGGCAUAAUAUGUAUGUUCAUUUAGAACAAUUUCUCUAGACUUAACUGCCUUCUCAUAAAAUUAGAUAGCAUUAUUACUAAGAAGAUAAAAACAUUUUUCUGGUAUUUGGACAUAAUUUCUACUUAAACUGUUUGGCUAUUGUAAAUGUGACAGUAUAAAUAAUAGCAAAUAC
This is a messenger RNA of Protobothrops mucrosquamatus (brown spotted pit viper), 839 nucleotides long. RefSeq names its product mitochondrial ribosomal protein L30 (gene MRPL30). Lineage: Eukaryota; Metazoa; Chordata; Lepidosauria; Squamata; Viperidae. Gene Ontology annotation, molecular function: structural constituent of ribosome. The coding region runs from base 122 to 595 and encodes 157 amino acids. The transcript has 5 exons. Gene Ontology annotation, cellular component: large ribosomal subunit; mitochondrion. The record is from RefSeq and is a predicted model, not a curated record. Gene Ontology annotation, biological process: translation.